This is a messenger RNA of Centropristis striata (black sea bass), 1340 nucleotides long. It is a transcript of the gene mrps22, whose product is annotated as mitochondrial ribosomal protein S22. The coding region runs from base 1 to 1017 and encodes 338 amino acids. The transcript has 8 exons. The record is from RefSeq and is a predicted model, not a curated record. Lineage: Eukaryota; Metazoa; Chordata; Actinopteri; Perciformes; Serranidae. Gene Ontology annotation, molecular function: structural constituent of ribosome. Gene Ontology annotation, cellular component: mitochondrial small ribosomal subunit.
AUGGCUGCGCUCGGUACAGCACGGUGCUUAUUUCGGACCUACUCCCGGGUGAAAAAUGUUCAAAAGAGCAAGCAAAUGUUGGUCAGAUGUAGCGUCAGGGCGCUCUGUGGCGGGACACAAGAUAACGACAAAACAAAGCCCCAGUUCUCAGAUCCAGCUGUGCAGGACAUCCUCAGCAGGAUAACAGGUCUGGACCUGCAGAAAGUGUUUCGACCCAUAAAAGAGGAGCUGAAGCAGCCCACGUAUAAACUGAUGACUGACGAGCAGCUGGAGCAGGCGGUCCAGUUAGCCUCAGAACAGGCUGAGAAGCUGCUGAAGAUGCCUCCCGUCCUGCCGGAGAGGACGCCCAUCAACGAUGUGCUGUCUGAAGACAAGAUCCUGGACGGCAUGGACACCGCCAAAUACGUCUUCACAGACAUCGCCUACAACGUCCCACACAGGGAGAGGUUCAUUGUUGUACGGGAGCCCGACGGGGUCCUGAGGAAGGCCACAUGGGAGGAGCGAGACCGGCUCAUUCAGGUCUACUUCCCCAAAGAGGGACGUAAAGUCAAACCACAUCUCAUCUUCAUGGAGGAGAACCUCAAGAUGGUGUUUUCCAAGGACCGUCAUGAGGAUGUGUUGAACCUGUGUCUGGUCCAAUUUGAACCCGACUCCUCAGAAUACUUGAGGGUGCAUGCAGCCACCUAUGAGGACCUGGAGAAGCACGGCAAGUACGAGCUGCUGCGCUCCACCAGACACUUCGGAGGUCUGGCCUGGUACCUGCUCAACGCCCGCAGGGUGGACGGGCUCAUAGUGGACAUGCUGCAGAGGAAGCUGCUGCAGGACGCGGUGGGCCUGGUGUCUCUGUUCCACAUGCUCCACCCCCACAGCGAGUCGGCGCAGGAAGCUGCCAGCCAGCAGGCCGCCGGCGCCGACCUGCUUAAGAUCUAUGCCCAGAAGGAGUCCCAGAGGUCGGGCUACAUCGAGCUGGCGCUGCAGGCUUUCGAACAGACUUCUGCAGAGAGCUCUGCUGCCUGACUGGCCCGUUCCUAGAUAGAAAUAUAUGAGUUUACCCACCAUGAGAACCUGUAACCAGAGGAAAAUAAUGAAAACUGUGUCCCAUGUGUAAAAUACAGCUUUGUUCUUUCACCACUUGGGGUCCAAGAAUAAAAUAAAAGCUCUCUGACUGAAAGGAAAGCUUCACACUUCACAGCCAUCGCCCUGAAGGAUUGAAGAAAUCUAUCCAUAGAGAGGAAUCGUCACAAAACUCUGUUAUUGUCUGUGUAUUUCAUUUGGAGUCAAACCUGGUGUGUUAAGUCUAAUCUAAUGUACAGAACAAAAUAAAGAUCUUUGUACUUGUA